CGAACCUUGCCGAACGAACGUUGAGCAGCCGUUGAGCGUAGCGUCGAGUAGACCGCAUCCCAAAGUAUAACGUACGUACGGUGUGUUUUCUCUUUUUCCGUACAUAUUUAUUUCCAUUCACAAUAACGCGAUAUUUAUUUUUUUUUUUUCUCUUUUGCCUCUUUAUUUUUGAAAUAUAUAUUAUAUACAUACAUAUGUAAAUAUAUUGGUGUACCAUUACCUAUUUCAACAUACAUACAUUAAUAUAUUAUUAUUUAACAAUAAUACAUGUGAGUACAAGAAGAUAAUAACAAGUAAUCAUACUUACUAAGAAAAAAAAAGAAAACGAAUAAACAAGUUAUUUGCCGGGUGAAUUUAUCAAUAUCAUCGUGUUCAAUUUACAAAACGUGCUACUACAGUGUUACUGUUGUCUUACAACUGUGUGUGUUUGGAAUAUUAUUACAUUUGAAAUAAAGUAAAUCAGUGCUACAACAAUAUAUUGUAAAAUAAAAAUAUACAUCUGACGUAAUACAAAAUUGUUUUAAAAGGAAGGAAGAAAAUAUUUAAUACAACGUUUUGCUGGUGAAUUAUUAUUUAAAAUUUAUUUAACAAAAAAAAGAAAAUAAAAAAAUUAAGGGAGCGAAAAAUAAAAACGAAAAAAUAAAAAAAAAAAUAAUAACGAAUACGAAGAAGAAACGUAGCAAUUCCCUUCCCUUCCCACUGUGUUCUCCUAUCCACCACCCCACCCCUGCUGUUCGCGUCUCGACAAUCUACCGGUGACAAAGUGGUGUGCAUGUGAAUAUUCCUCAUUUAAUUAUUAUUUUUACUUUACCUAGAAAGUCAAUUUCAUUAAAUAAAAUUAAAAAUAAAAAAAUUAACUUUUUUGGAUCUUUGUUAAAUAUUAGUAUAAAAUUUGACUAGCAUUUUUUUAAAAUUAUUUUUUCAUAUAUACAUAUAUUUUUGUGAAUGUUUCUUCCCAUAUACAUUAUUGUAUAUACACACGCGUAUGGAAAAUACACAUACACAUAGUAAACGGGCGUGCAUAUUAAGUAAGAAAAAAACCCGCGAGGGUGCGCGCGUGUUGAUGUGUCCAGUGGUGUGGCCGUAGUAGCCUUAAACCAUUGACGAGAUAUUUUAUAUAGAUAACAAAAGUGAUUUCGUUAAUCGUUGGAAUAAGCGCCCUGGUGUCAGGGUGAUAUUGUAAGACGGAGACGUGCGUGACAUGUCGGAACAUCACCGCGUCGCCGCGGCAGCUGCAGCCAGUGGCUGGGGAACGCCGAGCCCUGGUAAUCGUGAAGAUGGUGCCUGGUGGUCAGGUUUGAAUGCCGAACAACAAGCAAAUCAACAACAACAACAACAACAGCAACAACAACAACAAUUACAACAAGCUCAAGCACAACAACAACAGCAACAACAAACGCUUCAUCAACAUUUAAUGAAUCAGCAAGCUGUUGUUGCUGCACAACAACAAGCGCAACAACAAUUGAAUCAACAUCAUCAAGAUAUCGUUAGAAGUACAGCAGCAGCAACACAACAAUUAUUUUCAUAUAAAAUGGCAUCUAGCUUUCAAAAUCCAGCAACAACUGGUGCACAAUCAAGUCCAGUAUCAACAUCAUCACCUGGUGGUUGUAUGAGAGGUGGUUAUGAUUAUAGAAUUGGACAACAGCCUGGUGCUGGUGCUAAUCAAGCUGGUAAUGGUGGUAACGCUGGACAACAGCAACAACAGCAGCAGCAGCAGCAACAACAACAAAAUCAACAAGCUGGUGUACAACAAUGGUGGUAUGCCGGUGGUGUUAUGGAUGCUGGACAAAAUAAUAUUCAUCAGAUGCAGGGUGCUCAACACCUAUCAACACAAACGUCUAAUCAAGUUGCAGCGCAUCAGAUACAACAGCUGCCACAACAAAAUAAUCUUCAGCAAAAUAACGCUCAGUUAAACAAAAUGCCGAGAGGAAAAACGGCAAAUGAGACAAAACCGAGGGGGCGAAUGACCGCGUAUGCCUUCUUCGUACAGACAUGCCGUCACGAGCACAAGAAAAAGCAUCCAGAUGAAAAUCUUGUUUUCCAAGAGUUUUCCAAGAAAUGUGCUUCGAGGUGGAAGACAAUGUCUGAUAAAGAAAAAAAGCGUUUCCAAGAAAUGGCUGAGAAAGACAAGAUAAGAUACGAUGGUGAAAUGCAGAAUUACACACCACCCAAAGGUGAAAAUGUAAAAGGAAGAGGAAAAAAACGUAAACAAAUCAAAGAUCCAAAUGCACCCAAGAGAUCAUUGUCUGCAUUCUUUUGGUUUUGCAAUGAUGAACGUGGCAAGGUCAAGAUGCUAAAUCCUGAAUAUGGUGUUGGUGAUAUCGCCAAGGAAUUGGGAAAAAAAUGGUCUGAUGCUGAUCAAGAAACUAAAUCCAAAUACGAAGCAAUGGCAGAAAAAGAUAAAGCUCGAUAUGAAAGGGAAUCGACAGCAUACAAGAACAAAAAAGAGAAAGGAUUGGAAGAUAAUUUAUGAUCAGAAUUUCGAUAAAUAAGUCACUAAGCAGUAGAGAGUGCUAUUCUCGCGAGGGAGGAAUGAAAAAAUAAAAAAAAAAAAAAUACGAAAAUCCAAAAAAAAAAAAAAAAAAAAAUUAAAAACAAUAAAAACCUUUGAGACAUGAUAUUAUAAUUAUAAAAAAGAAGAAAAAAAAAUACGAUCAAAAAUCAUCAAUCGGCGUGAGUAGCGAAAAGCUAAUAAAAAAAAAAAAAAAAAAAAAUUAUUAAAUAACGAUUAAUUAUAAUAUAAUUAAUAUUAAUUAAAUAAUAAUCUCAAAAUGAUAACAAGACGAAGAAAAUAAAGAAAGAAAGUGUUUUCAGAAAAUGAAAAAUUUGUAUAGUCAGAAUUGUCAAAAAGAAUCAUCUUUUAUUUAAAUAAUGAGAAAAAAAGAAAAUUUAACUUUUUUUUUUUUUUUUUUUGUUUAUUGUCUUGUUGUGUUCUUGUUUAAAACUCGACAAUGAACAAUACAAAAAUAUUAAUUUUCGAAAACAUUACUUUCAAUUUUCUUCGUUGCUUCACAACUUGACAUCGUAUUUCAAAAAUUCACAUACAAAAAUGCUUACAGCAAAAAAAAAAAAAAAAAAAAAAUUAAAAAAAAAAGUAAUUAUUGAAAUUAAAAAAAAAAACGUCAAAUGUGUCUCACAUAAAUGUGUGCCUGGCGGUUAAUAGUGGAACAUAAAAAUUUUCAUUAAAGGAUAUGACUGCGUACAAAAAGAAAAUCAUGGAUGGUCCGAAAGUGGGAGCAACACCAAAUGCAAUUAAAAACGAGAGUGAGGAAGAUGCUGAAGAAGAUGACGCUGAGGAGAAUGAUGAUUGAAUCGCAACAUUAUAAUAAAUAACGACAAAUUAAACAUCUCUAAAAAUUGAUAAUAAUUUUCAUAAUUUGUUUAAUUCCAAUAGAAGCAUGUCAAAUAAAAAAUAUAAAAAAUAAAUAAAAUAUUGUUAAAAUUCAAAUAAUAUGGAUUAAAAAAUAAAAAUAAUAAUAAUAUUAAUAAUAAAACUCACUGUGUGUACAUACACCAUUGGCGUACUUACAAAAAAAUUUAAUAUAAACAAUUAGCAUUCGAAAUAAUAAUGAUCCAUCUCCUUAUCUCUUGCUCUUCCUCAGUAUUUUAUUUCCACCGAAAAACUUAAAUAAUCUUUAUUAUAUUAAUUUUUGUAUUUUUUUUUUUUUUUUCCUUUUUUCUCCCAAGUAUGUCCUCUCUAUAUCUCUCCAUCCCUCUUAACUCUACCAUCAACGUCCUUUUUCAUUAUGUUAAUUAAUAAAAAAAAAAUAAAAUAAACAAUUUUGAUUAUAGAUGAUGGUAAAAACAAAAACAAAAAAAAAUAAAAAAAUUGUGUGUGCAUGUGUGAGAAGAUUAUUAAGUUGUAAAAGACGGUGAAAAAUAAAAAAAGAUAAAAACGCUAAGUAACGAGUGAGAGCUUAAUUGUAUGAGUGAACAUUUGUAUUUUAACAUAAUGAUGGUAAGAAUUAAAACAAAAUAGAAAAAAAAAAAAAAA
Aphidius gifuensis is the source of this 3994-nucleotide messenger RNA. RefSeq names its product high mobility group protein DSP1-like. Gene Ontology annotation, biological process: regulation of transcription by RNA polymerase II. The transcript has 6 exons. The coding region runs from base 1202 to 2473 and encodes 423 amino acids. Gene Ontology annotation, molecular function: DNA binding, bending. NCBI's taxonomy places the organism in Eukaryota, Metazoa, Arthropoda, Insecta, Hymenoptera, Braconidae. The record is from RefSeq and is a predicted model, not a curated record.